Molecule: messenger RNA, 845 nt
Organism: Mytilus californianus (California mussel)
Lineage: Eukaryota; Metazoa; Mollusca; Bivalvia; Mytilida; Mytilidae
Exons: 5
Coding region: 47-703 (218 amino acids)
Source: RefSeq, a predicted model, not a curated record
CUAUCUGACACCAGUUGACAUUAAGAAUAUAUGUCAACGUUACAAAAUGGAUAAAAGAAUUCACCAGAAUGAUGCUGUAGCUGUACACGAGCUAUGCACACAAAUACUGAAGGAAGAGAUAAUUUUCUACCAAGAAUUGAAAGAGGGAGUACAGCCAUUAGUAAUUAUUUACCAGAAUGAAGCACAAAGAAAAAGAAUGGUGAAACUAGCAGAAAAUGUGGUGUUUUUAGAUGCUACAUAUAAAGGAUUAACUGCCUAUGGUUAUUCAUUCUAUGCUCUUGUUGCAAGAGAUGAACAGCAAGGCCGAGGCACUCCUCUUUCGUACUGUAUCUCGUCAGAUGAUACUGGUGAAGUUGUCAAAAUAUUUCUGAGAUCUCUGAAGACUACGGCUGAAAAUCAUGGAUUUGAUUUCCGUCCAAGAUCUUUUAUGGUAGACAGAGAUACCAAAGAAAUCAGCGCAAUUAAUGAAGUAUUCCCAAACAGCUCUGUUUUACUUUGCUGGUUUCAUGUUUUACAGGUAUUAUAUUAUUCAAUAUAUGUAUCAUACAUUUUACCUUAUUCUUUAUGGGAAAAAAAUCAGUUAUUAAAUGAGAGUUAUUCUGUGAAGUUUCACUCUUUUGGAUCAAUAAGUAUUAAUUGCAUUGGAUUUAACAUUUUAUAUCUUUUUUUUGUGUUUAUAAGCUUGAGGUCAGUUUUGAAUUAAUAAAUAGACUCUUUCGCAUUAAUACUUUCAUAGAUCAAAUAUUAUCUUGUUGAAAAAUAAUUAGUCAUGAUAUAUUCAAGACAAUGUUUAAUUAUUAUUAUCAAGAAUCUUUAAGACAUGAACUAAAUAUAAAUGAUUUGAU